Molecule: messenger RNA, 2823 nt
Organism: Brassica napus (rape)
Lineage: Eukaryota; Viridiplantae; Streptophyta; Magnoliopsida; Brassicales; Brassicaceae
Exons: 9
Coding region: 1-2823 (940 amino acids)
Biological process (GO): proteolysis
Molecular function (GO): cysteine-type peptidase activity
Source: RefSeq, a predicted model, not a curated record
AUGGAGGAUUUUUUGCUUCCUCCUAGAAUGUUCGCCACCGGCGAAGAACCACUUGGAGAGCGCGUCAACUCGUAUCACAAGAUAAAGAGGACCGAGUUGCUAAUCGAGGCUCUUGAACCGGAAGAGUUAGAAUUUCUGAGAAAUUCUACUUUUGGAAAGAUUCUCGCGAUCGAGGAGAACCCUCCGUUUUCAGGUGCUUUUGGCCAAUAUGUCGUUGUUAGGCUUCUGAAAGUGAACAAAAAAUACGAGGUUUGGUUCAUCUUCGCGGGAAACCCAGUCAGAAUGUCACUCCGGGAGUUUGCUAUCGUCACCGGAUUAAACUGUCGGAAGAUUCCAGAACCAACUAAGAAGAGGAAAAACCCUCUGAAAGAGAAGCUGUACUGGAACGAACUCCUUGGCUCGUUGAAGUUCUGCACUGUUGUCACAGCCAUCGACAUGCUGAAGAAAAAGGUUGUGAAGAGCAAAGAGGCGCGGAUUAAGUUUGCUUGCCUUGCAAUCACGUCGUCGAUUCUAUUCCCGUCCUCACACACACCUCGCAUCAUCCCGGAGCAUGUCGAACUGAUUCGAGAUCUAGACGACUUCCUCGCAUUCCCUUGGGGCAGAGCCUCAUACCACACGCUUGCUACAUCUCUUAUUUCAAAAGAUGAAAUAGCAUUAUCGCAGGCGUCUGUUGCGAUUCACAGCUACGUUGAUGCUAUUCAACUAGUUCUUCUUGCCGCCAUCCCUCAGUUGAAGGAAGAAAUCACACAGUCUGAGCGCACUGUUAUUGUGGAUUCCGAAAGCGAGAGCGAGAACCCGAAUGAAGAUUUAGCAUUAGAGGGUGACAACGCUGUGCCGCUAGCAGAACCUUCAGAGGCGACCAAGUAUUGUCUUAUCCCCGGGCAUGCUAAGAGCAUAGACAUCGAGUGUCAGGUCACUGUCAAGUAUAUUAUAGAUGAGCCGUACGAAGAAUGGUCUGCUGGGCUAGAUUUCUCGUGGGUCGAUGAGUCCGAGGAUUUUGCUGUAGAGAACCUGGUUCGACUGAUUGGUGAGGGUUUUUCAUUUUGUAAGGAUAUGUUCAAAGGUGGUCUAAACGCAAGUGAUCUUUUGCGUUUGAGGGGAGUGAAGAAACUCAAGGAGAAAGAACCGAAGGAAAAAAAUGACAAGGAUCACGCCGCGGAGGUGACAGAUGGCGAGGGUCCUGACUCUCAAACCCACAUUUUAAUAGCUAAUUUGGUUGCGUCGCAGCUACUUGACAAGUCCAGAUCUCCCGCCUCCGAGCUACGUGAUGAAAUCAGCUCACUGGAGAAGCGUAUUUAUCAAGCACUGGACGCCAAGAUAGAGAAAAUUGCUUCAUCAACUAUUCAAUCACAACAGUUAGCUAGCCGUCAGGCCACCAUUGUCGGAUUCCUCCAGGACAUUGAUAAAAAGAUUGGCACUGCCCUGGUUGGUCAAAUGAAGAUCAUGCAAGCUUCGAUACUCAACGGUGUAACUGAACUCAUUUACCAGACCAUUACCUCCCGCGGUGUUUCUGUUGAGCAUAAAGUUUCCGGCAAAUUUCCUGAGUUUCUUCCACAGAAAGACUCCAUCCCCCCCCCCCCUGUCAACGGCAACCCUCCAGUCGUGCCUGACACUAGUACCCCAUCUGAAGCUGCUGAUUUUCGCAUCAGCAAGGUGCUGCGUGAUCUGAACAUAGUACCUGACCAUUCUCUCCCUGCAAACACAGUUGAUAAUCUCGAUGCUGAGCUGGACACCGCCAACGGAUCGUCGUUGCAUACCUCAAUUGCGGCUGACUCACAGCUCCAGGCUGAGCAGAGAGAUGUGCAAGUGGAGGAUCUAGUAACAGCCAACUACAUCACUAAACAUGCCAUAAACAACUUAGAUGAUAACAAAACUCCAGACCUGGAGAACAAUCAAUCACUGGGAGUUACAUUUUUUGUUGUUGAGAAUCCUGACUCAGAAGAGUUUGAGAAGGAGGAGAUGCAUAUACCUUUUUAUCUAGACGAUAUGCCGUCUUUCUCACUCGGGCUCUCACAGGAAGAUGCCCCCGUUGUGGAGGAGACGCCCAACCCGAUUAACUAUGUUUCACCACCCAUGGCACAUGAAAAAGAGGCACCGGAGCCGCGCAAGAGCAAAAGGUCUAGGAUAAUCCCUGCUGGACUUCAAGACUACAAGUGUGAUCCAAAGGUCAAUGCAGGGCAUUGCAUUAUCCCUGAUGUUGACCACCGUUUUACGCUAAUGGAGCAGAAGGUUAUGAAGGAAUCGGAUAUCAAUCUUCCUAACGGAUACUCCCGGUCAUCGGCUGAGUUCUUAGAUAUUGCCUAUCGUAACACCAUAUUACCUACGGGGGUCGUUGACGCCCUUAUCGGAUUCGUGUCUCGUGGCCCCACGGUUGGUCCAAAUGUUGCCAUUUACGACACGACCCUUCCAGUUGCUCUGAUGAACCACAACAAUCGGUUUGUGAAGUCCACAGUCAAAGACCAUUCCAAGCUUAAGUUCGCUGACGUCCCACUGGAGAAACACUUGGAGAAGUCGCAUGAGAGGAUAUAUUUCCCAUUUAACAUGGACAAACAACACUGGGUUGGAGUUUGUAUCGAUACCAAAGCGUCCACUCUCCAUGUCCUGGAUUGCAACACCUCGUUUCGAAGUGACAGCUCGCUGAAGAAAGAGUUAAACCCUAUUGCUACCCUCCUCCCAUACGUUCUUAAACAGUUUGGCUUUUUAGGAACCAACGCCGGUGUCAAGGCCUUUACCGUGUCCAGAUGCAAGGGAAUACCGCAGCUAACACUGACGUUAACGGAUAAUGCUGAAGUUAACGGACAAGUUCUAGAAGUUAGCGGUUAA